AAAUAUAUAUUUUGUUGUGACUCAUCCCGGAUGCAUUUAUGGCCAUUUUUGUCUCUAAUAUAUUUCUUUUCACUUUUCUUGUUAAGUUGGGUUUCUAUUUAUUUUUACAAUCUUAAAAUUUUGUAUUUACAUAUUCAUGUCGGAAGAAAAUUGUUUUUUCAUGAAAAAUUUGUUUUUGUUUAUUACAAAAUCUAUUUUUCUUUUGAGUUUGCUUUGGAUCCCGAAUAUUGUCUGGGAGGGGGGGGGGUUAUAGUUAGCUUAUUCUGAAAAAUUUCGUCGACAUAUUUACAUAUUUACCAAUAAUUUUUAGAUUUAUUUUUUAAUUAUCAAAUUAUUUUAAACAAAGAUAUGCCUUUUUCCAAUGAUCAAAUUGAGCAAUUAAAGGAACAUUAUCCAACGGUGUCUAAUUUUAUUAAAUUUUUAUUUUGUUUUUUUUUUCAGUUAAUACAAAAUGGGGGUAGUGGAUAUAUAACAAAUGAUGAAUUAAAUGGAGCUUUGAAAAUUCUUGGAAUUGAUGUACCUGGUUAUCAAGCCAGAGAUUUAUUAGAGCGUUAUAAUUCUGGAAAUAAACAAAUAAGUUAUGAUAAAUUUAUUAUUAUUUUUGAUGAAAUUGAUUCACAACGAAAUGCGGAAAUUUCGCGAUGGAAGAAUCGAAUUGGGAGUGUUACUGGAGCUUAUCAACUCCAAGGGAUGGCCGAACAUGGAGCAGAUGAAAUUGUUCAUACAAUUCGUGUUGAGGAAGAAUUGGCAUUUUCUAAUUGGAUAAAUAGUAGUCUGUCAGAGGAUUCUGAUUUGAAAUCACUUCUUCCAGUCAAUCCGGAGGGUGGCGAUCUUUACACAAAAAUUCGUGAUGGGUUAAUUAUUUGGUAA
Messenger RNA from Meloidogyne enterolobii, 870 nucleotides. NCBI's taxonomy places the organism in Eukaryota, Metazoa, Nematoda, Chromadorea, Rhabditida, Meloidogynidae. The record is from the annotation of a GenBank genome assembly.